AUGGGCAGCGUGGCCAAGGACCCGCAGCAGCUCCACCCGUGCGACUCGCUGCUCCUCGAGCUCAACGUGAUCUGGGACGAGGUGGGCGAGCCCGACACGGUGCGGGACAAGACGCUGCUGGAGCUCGAGCAGGAGUGCCUCGACGUCUACCGGAGGAAGGUCGACCAGGCCAACCGCUGCAGGGCCCAGCUGCGCCAGUCCAUCGCCGAGGCCGAGGCCGAGCUCGCUGGCAUCUGCUCCGCCAUAGGCGAGCCACCCGUUCAUGUCAGGCAGCCAAACCAGAAGUUGCAUGGUUUAAGAGAGGAGCUGAAUGCUAUUAUCCCAUACUUGGAGGAUAUGCGGACUAGAAAGGUUGAAAGAUGGAACCAGUUUGUUCAUGUCCUGGAGGAGAUUAAGAAGGUUUCAUCUGAAAUCAGGCCUUCAGACUUUGUGCCAUUUAAAACUCCUGUGGAUCAGUCCGAUCUGUCAUUAAGAAAGCUUGAGGAGUUAACAAAGGAGCUAGAAUCCCUUCAGAAAGAGAAGGCUGAUAGGAUUAAGCAAGUAAUGGACCAUUUGAAUACAUUGCAUUCCUUAUGUGAGGUUCUUGGUAUAGACUUCAAGCAAACAGUACAUGAGGUGCACCCUAGCCUGGAUGAGGCUGAAGGAUCAAAGAACCUGAGCAACACUACAAUCGACAGACUAGCGUCGGCUGUAAAUAGACUGCGUGAAAUGAAAAUUCAGAGGAUGCAAAAGCUUCAAGAUUUUGCUUCCACAAUGCUAGAACUAUGGAAUCUUAUGGAUACACCCAUUGAAGAACAGCAGGUGUUCCAGAAUGUAACAUGCAAUAUUGCAGCUUCGGAGCACGAAAUAACAGAACCCAACACCCUGUCGAUUGACUUCCUCAGCUACGUGGAAGCCGAGGUUUUAAGGCUUGAACAGCUGAAAGGAACCAAAAUGAAGGACCUGGUUUUGAAAAAGAAAUCAGAAUUGGAGGAGCACCGAAGACGUGCACAUUUAGUUGGCGAGGAAGGAUAUUCAGAUGAAUUUAACAUUGAGGCCAUUGAGUCAGGAGCUAUUGAUCCUGCAUUGGUGCUGGAACAAAUUGAGGCUCACAUUGCAACAGUGAAAGAUGAAGCUUUCAGCCGAAAGGACAUUCUUGAGAAGGUCGAAAGGUUUCUGAAUGCUUGCGAGGAGGAAGCCUGGCUGGAAGAUUACAACAAAGAUGACAAUCGUUACAAUGCCGGGAGGGGGGCACAUCUUACGCUCAAGAGGGCUGAGAAAGCUCGCAUUUUGGUUAACAAGAUACCAGGAAUGGUUGAUCUUUUGACCACAAAAAUCAUUGCUUGGGAGAAUGAAAGAGGAAAAGAGUUCACAUAUGAUGGUGUACGCCUUCUCUCAAUGCUUGAUGAAUACAUGAUCGUUCGCCAGGAAAAAGAACAUGAGAAGAAGAGACAAAGGGAUCAAAAGAAGCUCCAGGAUCAACUGAAAGCUGAGCAGGAAGCUCUCUACGGUUCAAAACCAAGUCCAUCGAAGCCUCAGAGCACAAAGAUGGGCGGCGGGAACCGUAGGAUGUCGAUGGGUGGAGGAGCCACUAACCGUAGGAUGUCGAUGGGUGGAGGAGCCACGAUGCAAGUGCCCAAAACAGACAUAUUGCCUUCGAAGAAUGUUCGUGCUGCCAAGAGAACUGAAGACAUUGCCCAUUUGUCCCCUGGCAGUAGAGGCUUAGACAUUGGCGAUCUUCCCAUCAAGAAGUUAUCUUUCAAUGCCAGUACUCUGCGUGAAAUGGAGACACCCCGCAAGCCUUUUGCUCAGAUCAUGCCACCACCGAGCAGCGUCUCGUCAACACCUGUACGGCCGGACACCAAUGUUACAGACACUGAGAACCGGACCCCCAACCCCAAGACGUUCGGAGCACUGAACCCUAAGACGCCAAUGACCGUUGCGGCUCCGAUGCAGCUGGCGAUGACCCCCGCUGUGGCUAACCAGGUUACAGCUGCUCCAGUGUCCCUUGUUUACGAGAAACCAGAGCCAACAUUGCCGGAAGAGAUCGAGUAUUCCUUCGAGGAGAGGCGUCUCGCCCUCUAUCUGUCCAGAGAGAUUGCCUAG
Messenger RNA from Lolium rigidum, 2085 nucleotides. RefSeq names its product 65-kDa microtubule-associated protein 3. Gene Ontology annotation, cellular component: cytoplasm; spindle. The record is from RefSeq and is a predicted model, not a curated record. Gene Ontology annotation, molecular function: microtubule binding. Bases 1 to 2085 code for a protein of 694 amino acids. Gene Ontology annotation, biological process: microtubule cytoskeleton organization. Lineage: Eukaryota; Viridiplantae; Streptophyta; Magnoliopsida; Poales; Poaceae. The transcript is spliced from 12 exons.